This is a messenger RNA of Rubroshorea leprosula, 1125 nucleotides long. The record is from the annotation of a GenBank genome assembly. Lineage: Eukaryota; Viridiplantae; Streptophyta; Magnoliopsida; Malvales; Dipterocarpaceae.
AUGAACUCAUCGAUCUAAACCCAGACAAAGAGAAUACCCCUACACCCGUAGCCUCUCCUGCUAGGCAUGUUCAUUUUGAUGACAUUGAGGUUGUUUUACUGUUCUGAAAUCUGCUUAGAUCUUGAAAUCUGUCACCAAAUCUGCCAGUUACCAUUUUUGAUCUUUUGUCUUUACAUUUUAUAGUGUUGCUGCUGAUGUGCUCAUGAUUGAUGAUGAUUUGGAGAAUGAACUCCUUGCUCAGCUGGACAUGUUGAUGGAUACUCCGGUUAAAUCUAGAUCUACCAUAGAUAGUAAAGGGAAGGCAGUUGCUGAAGAAGUGGAUUUUGACAUCAACCUUCCUAAUCAGGAGCAGAUUAGUUUUGCGAUCAUGACUUUGCAGGAGCUCCUUGAUGGCGGUCCUUCCCAUUUCUGCAAGGUGCCGGACCAGCCAGCCGCCUUUGAAGCGGCUCAAAUCCUUAGUCGGGCUCCACAGUUAUCAUCUACUCAGCAAAAGUUUUGGGUAGACUUCACCACCAUCUACACCCAUUUCAACAGAAAAUUCCGGGUGCUUGAAAGCAAAGUAGCGGCUGCAGAUUCUGUCAGGAAGUUUGUAGCGGACAGCACUGCCGCUGUCUUGAAAAAGAAGGAAGAAUUCAUGGCAGCAAAGGAGGCUCAUGUCACGCAAAUUAAGCAUCUCCAAUGGCUCAAAGAAAAAAUCUCUAGCCUUGAAGCCGAGCUUUCGAAGUUGAGAAACCAAGUUCCUCUUGCGGAGCAAAGUGAGAAGAAUUUGGCAGAACAAAGAAACAAGCUCUGCAUGGACAUGGAAACUGGAUUGAAAUCUACUGCCAAGAUCAAGGAGCAGCUACCUUCCUUCAUAGCCUCUGCAGAUGAAGCCGCUAAAGAGAUAAAGACCAUGAGAGAAGAAUGGAGUUCAUGGCAAAACAACCUGUGUUGAUUUUUCUCUUAUGUAUCUUCUUGUCUCUUUGUUGGUUGGAAUUGCACAUUGUCAUGUUUGAACAUAUUGUUUGCGGCCUAUUGGCCAUGCAAACUUCUUUUUCAAUGUUGAUUUCUUUCUUGGCUCAUAUUCUGGAAAUCUGCUGCUUGUACUUUUUGUUCAUAUUCUGGUACAGGUUGAAAUCUGUCAUG